AAAAGAAACGAGAAGCGAUAUUCACUCUACUUUUGAAAUUCAUACCUUCGCUGUCAUGUUAUUGCCUCACGGUACCCAUGACGGAAUACCAGUGGCAUUUAUUAUUAGGUUGGUCUGGCGAGAUCAGUGAUCUCAGUUGGAAGGAACACUGUAGUAUCGACUAUAAUCCCGAAGCAUUCCUACCAUUUACACCACCGACGAAGAAGGCGGCUCAAGCCGAAUGGACUGAAUUCGAAGCUCAUUUUGUCAUUUCCAACGAAAUCUUUUACAAGCAGGUAAAACAAUCGUGCAUUGAUCGUGGACUUGACCAAGGAUAUGAUCUCGUUUGACAAAGACGAUGUAUUGUCUUUAAAAGAAGGAACGAAAAAUGCCAUUCGUGGCUUAAUGGAUGCUGCACCUUUAUCCAGUACGAUGAUUUGGAUCAUUGACGAAGAAUUAUUAUAUGGCACCAAAUUAAAUUUGAUCAAGGACCGGGAAAAGAAAGAAACACUUUUGACCAAGUACCGUAAGGAAUUUCAAUGUGAGGUCCAAACCAUGGCAACCAUUAUGCCUGUUUAUUGUUAUAAAAUGAAACAGACAUCCCUAUCCAACUCUCUUGCACAGAUUAAACAUCGACAUCAUAUCAGUUACUCCAAAUCACUUUUUAUCACGGAUAACUCGUCAUUGACCGAGCAAGAUCUUUUCGAUAUUAAAAUUGUACACCUGUACGCUUAUGGCAAAAUGAAUGAAUCCAAAUGGGCCUCUAUCUUUUUACCUCAUCUUGAAAAAUUGGAAACGCGUGAAUAUGAUGAAAUGGAUUACAUUUCUCCCGAUCUACUAAAUGUAGAACGGACCCAAGCAGAAUAUAAAAUCCCCAUGCUAUCACUUGACAAUGAAGGUCCUCUUACACGAUCCGAAUUCAUUGGUCGUCAUGGCACGUUCCAUUCUGUCUCCGCUCAGUCAUGCAAAGUAUUGGAUAAAUGGGCUCAGUGUAUGAUGGAGACCAAACCAAUCCAAAGAAAAAUCGAAUCUACUGUAGCUGGGGAUUCUAUUUUAAAUAUACUGGAAAGGGUACAGAAAUCACAAACGGUAGAACGCAUUCAACAGUAUAUCGAUGAUGAGGACACCUACAAGGAGGGCCAAGCGUUACUAGAGAUAAUCUCUGAGACGGUGUAUGAUUUAGAUACAGAUAUCGUGAUACUAAACGGUACCUUUGAUUCUAUGCGCACCACACUUGUCUUAUCAUCGGAAGGCUCUGUUCAAAGGGAGAUCUGUGAUACUUGCUCUGCUUCUAAAUGUCAACAUUGUGCAGCCAUUUUACUAUGUUUUCAAAGAUACCCGGAUCGAUUCAAGUUGGGAUUGCCGGAUUCGGUGAUUGCUUCUCUCAGUAGUUCACAGACUUCCAGCGGUAGUCAGAAACCUGUAAUGAAUAAAGAGGAAGCGGAGUGUAGGAAAGCAUCCCGAGAAGCAUCACCUGCAGAACGCGGGUCCCAAGAAGUAGUGUCUCCACAGCUUGCAUCUCCGCGUUCAACAUCUUCAUCACAACAAAGUGAAGGUAAAAGAACAAGGCUAUCUCAAGAAACUAAUGAAGAUGAACCUAAUAAGAAAAAUAAGUCAUCCCAAGAAGAUGAUUUUACUGAAGAGGCUGGAAAGGUAGCCAGUGCAGAGGCAAGUGGCAAUAGUGGUGGACAACAAACAAAAUAUACACUUCCGUCGCUCCCAUCUGUCCCAAGUCAAGGUAGCUCCUCUGGUAGUAGAUCGAUUUCCUCUCUUCUACUCAGUAGUCUUUCUUCUCAAGCCGCAAGCUCUUCUUCCUCUUCUGCUCAAAGUAAAAUAUCGACCUUGUCUCUCCUUUCCUUACCUCCCACACCUUCCCAACCCACUAGUGAUGUAUCUUCAGACAACCAAUCAACUCAAGCAUCCUCUCCUGGACAAUCAUGGCAUGUUGUACGUCCCCCCGAGCGCUACACGAGUAACUUGUCCUCUUUAGGUCAUGUUUCUACACAACAAUCAAGCGGUUCCAAUCAUACAAUUAGUAGUAAUAGUGAAGGGAGACGCGACUCUGUUGCGGAUGCAUCCUCACCGGGGAUCCGUUUUCCUGAUACAGUGGAAACGACACAGGAUGAAUGGGCACCUAGGAUACAUUUCCCUGAUUCGCUUAGUAUCCCGGCUAGGAUAGACGAGGAAGAAGUACCUGUGCCUCACAUUGCACCGCCACGUAAUCGGUAUAAUUUACGAAGCACGACACGUGAUGAAGCAGAGGUCGAUAUCAAUAAUGCGGCUACGCAACAGUACGAUUCCACGCAACAGUAUGAUGCCACGCAACAGUAUGAUGCCACGCAACAGUAUGAUCCUACACAACAGUACGAUCCUACACAACAGUAUGAUGCUACACAACAGUACGAUGCUACACAACAAUACACUCCUACACAACGGUAUGCGACACAACAAGACACUCAAGAAAGAAAGACGGUGAUGCUCGAUUUAUCUGAUAGUGAAGAGGAAGACAGAUAAAAAAAAACAGGAAGUUAUAAUGUAUGAAAAUAAUAAAUAAAAUAAAUAAAUAAAAAAAAGGAAAUUUUUUUUUUUUUUAAUAACGAGUUGAAAUGGUGGAAACGAUACGAGAGACUUGAUGUUUUAACUUUUCUUUAUCAUACA
This is a messenger RNA of Mucor mucedo, 2637 nucleotides long. RefSeq lists its product as uncharacterized. The record is from RefSeq and is a predicted model, not a curated record. The transcript has 10 exons. The coding region runs from base 316 to 2493 and encodes 725 amino acids. Lineage: Eukaryota; Fungi; Mucoromycota; Mucoromycetes; Mucorales; Mucoraceae.